UCUCUCUCUGCCAUUCUGCCAAUAUCGCAGGGGAAAAAAACGCUUGGAUCACUCUACUUUCGUGAAAAAACUUUAGAGACACUGUGAAAAAAUUUCAUAUGUUAAAUAUAUUCAUUUGUUUUCCUACUAACAAUUGAUGCAAUUGAAACUCAAUAACAAUGCUUCUUAUUAUACACAAUCUACCUGCCGAUACCAGUUAUGCUGAUGUUAAAUCGCUGAUACAUUCAAAAUGCGGGCUCACUGAUGUGAUUUUAGAUAACCUUAUGUCUCAAGACAGUGCUGGUAAGAAGGUAACAGUUGGUGUUACUGAUGAACAUGACGCUGCUAUCAUUAUUGGAAAAAUCAACGGUAUCUUCAUCAAUGGACAUCAAUUGGUCGUUGAAAACCGACAAAAGAAGCCCGUUGAACCUGUUGAAUCGUUCAAUGCUCCAGCAGUUCCACCACUUAGGCAACCUAAGAUGUACACCAACAAUACAGCAAGCUAUGCAGCCCUGAAUCCAGUUGUUUGUCCUCCCGCUAACCAGAAUCCUGCACCCAUACUUACUCAGAAUCCAAAUAUGGGCUAUGGCUUCCCGCCUUUGAACACACCAAACAUGCCUUAUUACAUGUCGAAUCAGAAUCCCUAUACGGGUUACGGUACGCAGCCACAACAAGCACAAUCAUCGUACUCAUCACAGCAGGCUCCGAGAUACUCGUAUCAAAACCCCAAUAAACAAAUUUGUUCUAACAUGCCGAAUUAUCAGUCGAACAAGUCUGAUUUUCAGUCGAACACGACUGGAUAUCAGUCAGAUAAUAAAGGUUAUGUGUCAAACACGGCUGAUUAUCAGACUAACAUGUCUGGUUACCAAUCUAAACCGCCUGAUUAUAAGUCCAACAACUCUUAUCAGUCUAACAACCCUUAUCAGUUAAAUAUGCUUGGUUAUCAGACAAACACUGCUGGCAAUCAGUACAAUGCGCCUGGUAAUCAGUACAAUAUGCCCGGUAAUCAGUAUAAUACACCUGGUAAUCAGUACAAUAUGCCAGGUAAUCAGCACAAUACGACGAGUAAACCAUACAAUACGCCGAGCAUUCAGUACAAUACGCCGGGUAAUCAGCACAAUAUGACGAGUAAGCCAUACAAUACGCCGAGCAACCAGUACAAUACGCCUGGUAAUCAGCAUAAUACGUCUGGUAAUCGGUACAAUACGCCUAUUAAUCAGUACAAUAAGCUUGGUAAUCAGUCCAAAACGCCUGAUUAUCAGUCGGACACAAAAAAACCUGAUGCGGCUCAUUUGCGGAAAGACGAAUAUGACGUUGAAGAACGAAGUUGUAAUAACCAUUAUGACAAGUGGGAUUCUGAAAAUAAAAUGUCCCGCAAGCGCAAAUCUUCUGAAGAGCCUUCGACUUCCUUAGGGAAUACGAGAAACAGUCCACAGCAACACGGAAGCGGUUCAUCAAAUAAUUUUGGGUUGAACAAUAAGCCUGGCAGUUACACAAUUAAUAAUUCGCUCAGAGCUGGUGGUCAGUGUACGAAAAAUCCGAGAGACCAAAUGUUUGAUACCAAAAACUCCGGAUCCGGUAGUGGUUUAUCAAAUGUUGGUAUUGGCGCCUCCCAAGCUAAAGGCUCCAGUCCUAAAAGUGGGUCUAAAAAAAGGUCUCGUAAUAGACCAAAGAGACCUGAUCCUAAAGAUUCAGUAGCUAAUAAUCUUCGAUCUCCGAAGCCAGGCUUCAAAAACACUGCAAGCCCCGCUCUGAAAAGGCAUGCCAUAGAUCCGUGGCAGCACAAUCAUAAUGAGUCCAGGCCGGCCAAACGGCCUCGGCCCCCGAUACCAACGAGAUACACCAAGUUCUCGAAACGUCCCGGAAAGGCCCUUAACAAAUUGAAGAACGUCUUAGCGUCGGAUAACAAAAAACGGAACAUCGUUUCCAAAUAUAUUGUAUCCGAGAUUCUGAAAUCGAGUAGUAACGAACAAAUAAAAGCGGGCAGGCCGUUGCAGUUGUUGCACAAGUGCAUCCGCGCUCGCAUCGAAAUCGCGCUCGGCUGUUACGUCAGUGUUGACCCUCCGGAAAUAAUGGCUCUGUACAGAACCUUUUUUCAAGAGAGGCACGAUGAGCAGCUAUGCGAAGCGAUCGUAACUCGCGCCGCCAAUGAAGAUCCCGCAGAGGAAGAAAAAGCGUUACAGCCACGUUUUUAUAACCCGGUUCAAUUUGAAGUUUCAAGUCAAAAUUACAAUAUUGAUGAGGAAGAGGACCCUCAGGAGGAUCCAAGGAUAAGGUUGUUGCCCCCGUACCUCGGAGGAGAUAAGAAGCAGUUCAAAUUGAUGAAGAAGCAAAUGAAUCUGGAUUCGUACACGCCGUUCGAAGAGAUGUUCGAGGGUAGCGACAUACCGCGCCGGCUCGUCGAGGAGGAGGUCGCCGCCCUCGUCGAAGUGGUGAAGAGCGUAUACCGUAAUCCGACAACGGAGGCCGAAGAGAUUAUCUGCCGGUACUUGCACCACCAGAAGGUCGGCACGGACUCGUCGGAGCCCCGCCGCCGCCGCGGGACUGGGCCCCUCGAGCACAUCGAGAACACAUUAAGAUCGGAAGUGGCCAAGCGUCUGUUCAAUAUCUGCUCGAGACCAGCGGUGCGCAUCAUGGGCGCCGUCAACUCGACCAGGAAGCCCCUUGAGGAGUUCCUCCUGAACAAGGGCGUGGUGAGCCUGAAGAAGGCCGACCGGCAGCCGUUCUACGUGGCGCACAUGGACUCGUACCGCAGCCUCGACAAGCUGCUAGAGUUCCAGAAGGUCUCCAUAUGCGGUCGACCCAUCAAAUUUAUGCCGCUACACGUCACCCAGAAGCCGAAACUAUCGAAGAGCUUAAGAGCGGAGCUUCAAAAGAAGCAAACACUCUCACAAACGCAGCCGAGCACCUCACAACCCGCCGCAGUCUUCAAGAAGCCAGCGGACGUAAGGAAGCCACCGCCCGGUCCCUCCAAACCGAAAAGCUCACCGAAAAAGAAAUCGAAAGCUCAGACUAAUGUCAAUAAGGCGUCACAGAAUAAUGUCGCUAAUGUCAAUAAGGCGUCACAGAGUAAUGUCGCUAAUGUCAAUAAGGCGUCACAGAGUAAUGUCGCAGCGGCUUCGCCUAAUGAGACGAAAGCACAACACAAUCUUCCACGAGGCACCUCCAACAAUACCCUCAAAGCAGACCUGGACUCCAAUAUUGUUGAGAAAAAUCCAACAGUAGGAGGUCAGGAGGCUCAAGGUGCCGGUAGUAAGACUGAGACGACUCCAAUUAGCACUGUACAGCUUGUAGAGGGAACUACAGAAGCGAACAAAGCGCAAACUCAUCCAAACACUACCGUUGUCGACGGUGAGAGCAAGGUGGUCCCCAACGACAUCAGCUGUAAAGUGGAAGAGUCUCCCGUGAAGGUCAGUCCCAGCGCUGGAGACAUAGAGCCUCCGAUCAAAACCGAAAUCAAAAUUGACGACAAAACUCGUCCAAGCGUCACGGCCGAGCAGAACGAACUGGUCGCGACCCGGGACAGCGACAAGACUAAACGCGAGAGCGACUGGGACGAUUAUAUGAAUAUGGAAGACGCCGACGAUAUCGAGGUCGACGAUGACGAUCUCGAAGAUUACUGAUGAAUUAAGGGAUAGCUGCGUCGCGAUUCGAACCAGUUUGUAAGUUUAUAUCUAGUUGUUUGUGAUUGUGCAGUGUAAGGCGAGCCCGUUGUCGACCACAGGUGCAAGUUUCAACGUUGUAUGAACUUUAAGGCCGUAUGUAUCGUACGAAGAGUUAAUGCAUAUGAUAAUAUCAGAUGCUCCGCUUGUGUAAUUUAGCCCUAAGAGUCGAAUUGCCAGAGCAAUUGUAAAAUUUUGUCUAAACAUGUUGCAGUAAACAUUUUGUGAAUUGAUCAAUUAUUUAAUUGCAUUUGAUCAAUUUAUGUAUUAUAAUUUCAAAAUGAAUUAAGAUUGUUUUAUUCUAAUGAGUACAGCUACUAAAGCUCAUGCAAUGAGGUGGUAUGAAGCAUAUUUAUGUAUAAAUCACUCAUAUUUCGAAAGGUUUGCUGCAUUAAAAGUAUUUAACUUUUUAAUAAAAAUAAUUGUUUAAAUUUACAUAUGUGCACAUUACCCCUCUCCGUAAGUAAUUAGUUGCAGUUUUAACUACCAAUUAUAUGGUAUAAAGUUAUUACAUCAUACUAAUAGGUUUUACAAAUCGUUGUUAUGUAGUAUUAUGUACACUGACCACUGACCUGAAUUUUAUACCAUUUCAGUGUUUUUGACAUUGAAUAUCAUAUCAGAGGGAGUCACUCGAGCGAACUAUUCAGGUACAUUCUUCAUAAAUUUCAUUUCGCAAAGGGAUUAAGAAUAUUUACAACAUGUGUUUUAAACACAAUAUAUACAGCACAUAAUUUUAACUUAUUUAUUGACAAGUUUAAAAUACUUUCUUACAGCCAUAAAAUAUUCCUUAGAAUUAUUUACAACAUAUAAUCUCCGUCAUCACAGUAACAAUCUUGUCUUGGCUCAUUUGCUCUCCAGUUGAGAGAUUACAACCAACAAUGUCCAAUGCAUUGAGUACGCCUUUACUUUCACAACAGUGUUUUAAGUUGAUUUAAAAAAUAAAAAAAAUUCAUGAUUGACA
This is a messenger RNA of Bombyx mandarina (wild silkworm), 4602 nucleotides long. RefSeq lists its product as uncharacterized. Lineage: Eukaryota; Metazoa; Arthropoda; Insecta; Lepidoptera; Bombycidae. Gene Ontology annotation, molecular function: nucleic acid binding. The record is from RefSeq and is a predicted model, not a curated record.